Molecule: messenger RNA, 2772 nt
Organism: Alosa sapidissima (American shad)
Lineage: Eukaryota; Metazoa; Chordata; Actinopteri; Clupeiformes; Clupeidae
Product: voltage-dependent calcium channel gamma-3 subunit-like
Exons: 4
Coding region: 1003-1959 (318 amino acids)
Biological process (GO): neurotransmitter receptor internalization; calcium ion transport; postsynaptic neurotransmitter receptor diffusion trapping
Cellular component (GO): postsynaptic density membrane; AMPA glutamate receptor complex
Molecular function (GO): channel regulator activity; voltage-gated calcium channel activity
Source: RefSeq, a predicted model, not a curated record
UGCAGCGAGCGCCAGGGAGAAAUUCGGAGAUUACGAGCAGCUCCGUCCAUUCAGCACCACGGACAGAAGCCAGCGCGCUACAUUUUCAACGCUCAACUCUCCCUCCGGUGCCUCUGUGGGCGUUGUUUUAGAGCCGCUGAUUCGGAAGGAACGUGGGAGCUGUCAUUCCUAAAACACAUUUGCUGGAGCCAGCAUCGGCACUGACACUAACGCUGUCGUCUCCAGCAGAGAAAUUACAAGUGUUCGGAUUAUGUGAGUUUAAACGAGCACUCCUUAAAAGGUGCCUUUAAAAAUGCUGCUUCCAGUAAUACCAUAUUUUCAAACGCGUUGGGUCUUAAGGGGAAAAUUGGACGGCAAUGUCUGCAAGUGAACACGCUGGUCACAAAAUCGGAUUUUCAAUACACAAAAAAAUAAUUGAAGAACAACGGAUGGACUAACAGCGGAAGAUAAGCAUUUACUGGAUUAACAGAAGGAACGUUUUCUUAUUGACGCUCUUUUCAUACUUGUCUCUAUAUGUAUAGGAACCUUGGAAAAUAAUGUCUACCGAAUUAUUUUGUUUAUAAAUUAAAAAUAAUGGCGUAGCUUGCCAUUAUUUUCGCAGAAAAGUCGAUUUGUUUAUGAUAUCCAUGCUUCUCUUUGCCGCCUCAAUGGUUCCCUCUCAAAAUUAACGUGAUUCUGGUACAAACCGUAUGGUGGACAGUGGGAAAUGUGUUUUGUAAAUCUGCAUUUUACGUUUUUCUAAACGUCUUCCUUCCAGUCUAACAUAUGAAGACACUUGCUUUGGGCGCAAACUGAUACACGGUCGUUUAGAGUUCCCUUACUGCUGAUAUCAGAAGUUGAGAGGCUGCAACAGCGACAGGGGAGAAAGCCUUCACAUCUCCGAAAUUAUGGUAUGUGUUUUUGAAGUCGUUUGGUGUAAAGCGUCAGCAAACCAGGACGUCUCUCCCCACUGAAUUACUCUUCGUACCUUCGUAUCGUUUUCUCUUCCUGAAAUGAAGCAAAAUGAUGAUGUGUGACCGAGGAGUUCAAAUGCUAAUCACCACUGUGGGGGCUUUCGCCGCGUUCAGUCUGAUGACAAUCGCGGUGGGAACGGACUACUGGCUGUAUUCAAGAGGGGUGUGCAGGGUCAAAUCAGCCAACGACAACGACACCAGCAAGAAGAAUGAAGAAGUGAUGACCCACUCGGGGCUGUGGAGAACCUGCUGUCUUGAAGGGACUUUUCGUGGUGUCUGCAAGAAGAUUGAUCACUUCCCUGAAGAUGCGGACUAUGACCAGGAUGCAGCAGAGUACCUACUGCGCGCCGUGCGAGCCUCCAGUAUCUUCCCCAUCAUGAGUGUGGGUCUACUCUUCAUGGGCGGUCUCUGCGUGGCCGCCAGUGAGUUCUACCGCAGUCGCCACAACGUCAUCCUCAGCGCCGGCAUCUUCUUUGUCUCUGCAGGCCUGAGCAACAUCAUCGGGAUCAUCGUCUACAUCUCGGCGAACUCGGGCGACCCUGGCCAGAGCGACUCCAAGAAGAGUGGCUACUCGUACGGCUGGUCCUUCUACUUCGGCGCGCUCUCCUUCAUCAUGGCCGAGAUGGUGGGCGUGCUGGCCGUGCACAUGUUCAUCGAGAAGCACCGUAAGCUGCGCGCCAAGUCCCGCACCGAGCUCAUCAAGAAGUCGGCAGCGUCGGCGUUCGGCCGCAUCCCCAGCUACCGUUACCGCUUCCGCCGCCGCUCCAGCUGCCGCAGCAGCGAGCCGGCCUCGCGCGACGCCUCGCCCAUCGGCAAGGGCGGCUACACGGGACCCGCCGCCGCCGACAUCUCCAUGUACACGCUGUCGCGGGACCCCAGCAAGUCGGCCAUGGGCGCACUGCUCAACUCCGAGAGGGAGUUCCUGCAGCAGCAGGCGGCCGCCGCGCACAACUCCAACUCCAAGGACUUUAAAGAUGCCGCCAACAGGAGGACCACCCCUGUUUGAAACGAGUGAGAAAGAGGAAGAGAAAGAGAGAGAGAGAGAGAGAGAGAGAGAGAGAGAGAGAGAGAGAAAUAGACAGAGAGAGAGAGAGACAGUGAGAAAGAGAGUGUGUGUGUGUUGGAGAAAGAGACCAGCAUAAAAACCAUAUAGGUUAAUAAGGGUUAGUCUGAGCGCUAUAAAAUGCAUUCAGACUCAUUCAUCUGAGUUGGUUCCAAAGGCCUAUACCCUAACAGCAGCCAAAGGGAAGGCCACUAGAGGUGGACAGGCCUGCUACCCUCUUUCUGUAACACUCUAUUUAAAUAUAGAUGGUAAAUGUUAGAUCAUUGGUGCUUCCUUUUUAUUCAGUCUCUUUUUCAGCCACCCUUUCAUUUUAUUCUGUUUUUUCUUCUUCUCCUUCUUCUCUCUCUCUCUCUUUCCUCCACCUGUAGUGAAAUUCAAAACACAUCCUCCCCUCCCCAAGGGCUACUUGGAUGGAACAAAGUCUUCUCCCCCUCCUUUUUUGUCUCACGUUGUCAAAGUAGCUCUGAUGUUUCUCUCGUUUUGUUUUGGAUUUCAGAUAUUGUAUAUUGUACGUGGUGGCUUGGGUUAUUUCAUAGAGAGAUGCACAAACCUGCUGGGGCCUCCUCCUCAGGGGUGGGAUGGGGGGAGGGCGGAGGCUAACGUCUGAGUUCAUCCCCUCCCCACCCCCGCUGCGCCUUACGGGACAGUUCAAUAGCUCUUUUUUUGGCUGGGGAAUGGUACACCUCUCGCUCCUAGUAAUUGUACGCAGCAGUGACAAAAUAAACAGAAAGAAAGACAGACAGACAGACAGACAGA